Messenger RNA from Paramisgurnus dabryanus, 927 nucleotides. The record is from RefSeq and is a predicted model, not a curated record. NCBI's taxonomy places the organism in Eukaryota, Metazoa, Chordata, Actinopteri, Cypriniformes, Cobitidae.
AGCUCAGCGUCAUUCCUCUCAUUCAGACUUCCACAGCUGGAUUAGAAAGCCAGAUGUUGCUGACCCACAUAAAGGAUAGGAACAGCUGUCUGUAGGAUGGGGUGGAAGCUGUCCUGGAUUUUAACAGUCAUGACAAGAGCUAACACAUGUGGAGCACUGUGAUGAGAGAGGAUUAGUCCAUAAGCUUAAACAGCUAAAGAGAAGAACAAGAGAAACAGCAAAGAAGAGGAAAGGUCUGACCAGAGGCCUCAGUGUUGUUACUGCGCACACUGUAAGACUUAACAUCAUGGGAAAGCAGAACAGCAAGCUCAGGCCAGAGAUGCUACAGGACCUGAGGGAGAACACAGAGUUUACUGAUCAUGAGCUACAGGAGUGGUACAAGGGGUUUCUUAAAGACUGUCCCAGUGGCCAUUUAAACGUGGAGGAAUUUAAGAAAAUCUAUGCCAACUUCUUUCCCUAUGGGGACGCCUCUAAGUUUGCUGAGCACGUCUUCCGUACGUUUGACACCAACAACGACGGCACUAUCGACUUCCGGGAGUUCAUCAUCGCUCUGAGCGUGACAUCACGAGGAAAACUGGAGCAGAAGCUGAAAUGGGCUUUCAGUAUGUAUGACCUGGAUGGUAACGGUUACAUCAGCCGUGAGGAAAUGCUGGAGAUCGUACAGGCCAUUUACAAGAUGGUUUCAUCUGUGAUGAAGAUGCCUGAGGAUGAAUCUACACCAGAGAAGAGAACAGACAAAAUAUUCAGACAAAUGGACCUGAAUAACGAUGGCAAGUUGUCUUUGGAAGAGUUCAUAAAAGGUGCCAAAAGCGAUCCGUCCAUUGUGCGACUACUGCAAUGUGACCCCAGCAGCGCCUCUCAGUUUUAAAGCUCAGCAGACAUCUGCCGCUCGAUGCAUGAAAGCUGUCAUAUUUCAUUAUUCUUGUG